UUGUUCCUGUCCUUUCCACAGUGCCUCAUGGCAGAAAGCCAGGAUCAAGGCAUUUGACCUGAGAUUCCUAUUCUGGCUGCUGAGGCCUGCUACUCCAUCUGUUGGCCAACUCCUGCACUAGAGCGAGGUGGGAUGAGAGAAAGAGAGAGGGAGAAAGAGCGGAAGAGCAGUCAGCAGAUUAACAUUAAUCCUCCAGCUUUGCUCACUUCCAGCCAGACAAGAACAGUCACCGGACUGAGAACAGAUUCCUUGGUCAUCGUUUCAGCCCUUGUCUGAGGAGGGAGGCCCAGAUUAUCAUCCACACUCUAUUCCUGAAGGACCUAGCCUACAAUCAACAAAACAGCCUGCUAGCUCCAUGAAAGUUGAGAAAGGCCACUGCCAACGAGGAUAAAGGAAAAGGGUGUAAGUUAGAUUCCCCUUCCCUACUGGAAACCCAGAAGUUCCACAACAGGUGGGUCCUCGUUCUUUGAACACCCAGAAGAAGGGUAGAAGGGAAAAAGGAUAGUACAAAUGAUGGGGAGGGGUCCUGGAGUGUGACUGAUCUCUGAGACGUCUACCCCUCAUCACUGCCACUGCCAAAGUGAAGCCUACCUGAUUUGAGGAACAGAAUACACCGAUUCUGAGAGAGGGCUUCAGAGAGGCUAAGAGAUGAGCCUUGGGAAGCUGCCAGUAAUCAGUUGGGUGUCUGGCUCCCACAACAAGCGGCGCCUGAAAGGAGAUCUGACACCAGACAUGAUCAGUCCACCACUGGGGGACUUCCGCCAUACCAUGCACGUGGGGCGUGGUGGAGAUGCCUUUGGAGACACUUCCUUCCUCAGAAACCAUGGUGGUGAGGCAGCCAAACCCAAUAACUUUUUUGCUCGGACACUGAGGCAUGUGAGGAGAAGUCCACUAAGGAACCGGGAAAGCAGAAGCAAUGAUGAGGCCUCGCCGACACCUCCUGCCAUCUCACCUAUCAUCAAGAAUGCUAUAUCACUUCCACAGCUCAAUGAGGGUAACUACGAGAAUGAUGGCUGUGGUGUCAACUUUGCCUUCAAGAGCACACCUAACAGCUUCUCUGACUAUGGACUGGAUUCUGGAUUCUGCACCAUCCCCCGUGUUCCUCGCUCAGAGAAGACCCAGGGCAGCUCCUGCACUAAUGAACUGGCUCGUUCAGACUCCUUGCUGUCUUUCCGCCUUGAUCUUGGUCCUUCACUCAUGAGUGAGCUCCUCCAUGUAUUCAGCUUCCCUGGAGACCUCAGCAGCAAAGACGGGGGAGAGGAAGGAAAUGAGGAAAUCAAAACUCCAAGCAGCAGUGAUGCCAGCUCUCCACUUCAGCUGAAGAAGAGCACCUGGGCAGAGGUCUCUUUGCCCUGGAGAUCCAAGUCACUACACAAUAAUUGUGAAGAAAGCAAAGUCUCAUCUGGCUUUUGGAGUCACUCAGAAGCUAGCUUGCCUCUAGGACACUCAGUAUGUACCAAUGGAGAUUCUCAUUCCAUAGAGUUGUCCCAGGAAGGGUCACCCUGUUCUAGGGGAAAAAGUUCUGACUCCGAAGCAGUAGCUGCUGAGCAAAAAGAGAGCCACUGGCAAGGGCACCAGAAUGACUGCAGUGUGGAAGCAAGAAGAUUUGACCAUGCCACCCAGAUUCUAGCUUGCCGUUAUGGCCCAGGAAACACAUACCACAGCCUGAAAGAUCAGGAAGAAUCAGGAAGCCAAGCGUCAUGGGAAAGCUCAGAUGCCAACACAUGGAGCUGGAAGGCAGGCAUGGCAGUACAACAGGCACACAGAGCUGGAUGGCACCAAAAAGCAGAGGAAGAAGAGGAGGAGGAAGAUGAUUUUUCAGGAGACUGUGCAACCAUUGCCAGAGAGGGACACAGUGAUUCCUUUAAUUAUGUCGAUGAGGAUGAGGAAGAUGAAGUUAAGGUCUGAGCAAUUAAAAGAAGCAAUGACAAUUGGCACAUUGAGGGUGAAAUCCCAGGGUUAAGUUUAUUUGGAAGGGUUUUUUUUCAGUGGAUAUAGGUUGGCAGGUGACAGAAGAAGCUCAUUUAUCUGUCCUGCUCCCCACCCACUCGAGCAUUUUAAGAAAGGGUUCGUAGAAGAGCAGGAAAGCCAAGUCCCUGUUGCUGUUUCCUUACAACCCCUCCUCUGGUUUGCAGCCAGCAUUUAAAGACACUAAUGAGUUCAUAUCCUCUUUGUCUCUACUGGCUGGCUGACUCUGCCACUGCAGCUUGGGCUGUGACCCCUCAACACACUGAUAGAAAGAAAUUAUUCUUGAUAAAAGAAGCCAGUGGGACCACCAAGACCCUCUGCAUCUGUGGUGCACAGUUAUAGGAAGGGAAGAAUGAGGGGGAAAGGAAGAAAUCUAAGGUGUAGAAAGAUCAGGAAAAACUGCAGGAUGUGAACAGAGCUACAUGUAACAGCACCCAUUUAGAAGUCAGGAGAUGCCCAUUGCCUGAAGCAAAGAUCACCAGAGUUGUUUUUCCAGUCAGGUGGACAGACAUCAGACCAUUCAAGAAGUUCCCCCUCUUUUUUCUCCCCUGGGAAGAUCAGAACUGAUUUGGACGGAAAAAGGGGUAUUUCAUCCAUUUCUUCAUUUAUCAAAGUCCAGGUUAGACCUGGACAAUUCAUUUUGCAUUCUGUCAAAGAAAUAUCACCCAGGUCUUCUGCAGGUAACAACCCUGAAUCCAAUCCAGGAUCCAAGUUAUAUUUAUUCCUACUUCUAAGGAAUGCACAGGAAUCCUCUGUUAGCUGGAGAGGGUAUAGGAAUCCAAUUCUUAGAAAAGCAUGCAGAGGGAGACCUCCUUACACCUGACUCUGGAUCUCCUACAGUAGGAGUAGAUAGUGUAAGACCUGAGCAGCACUGGACCUGAUUUUCCCAUUUUUGCCCCCUGUACACAGGACCCUGCACUACUGUGAUGGGGCAGCUUACCCACAGGCUGCUUGUUCUGUGGCAAAAUGAGGAAACCAUGUUUAUUUGGAAGGUUGGGAAGCCAUGUUUCCCAGGUCAUGCUUUGACAUGCCUAUGAUAUCCUAAAGGUCAUUAAUCUGACCUCCAGGGCAAUUCAAGAGAGCAUAAUGAGGUGAUAAAACCCUGAGAGUGAAGGUUUUCAGGGAAACAAGGGACAUGUCUGGAAAGAGAAGUAGUCUAGAACAAGCCUUCUCCUUGAGGCAGUAAAUUACUGAAUGACAAUUUCCACAGGGGGGGAAGAUGUGCCCAACAAGAAAAGACUGACUGAAUAUGAUUGUGAGAAAUGAGAUGUUCCCUUAGCACAGCAGCAACCUGAGAUUCAGACUUCUAGUCCAUCUUCCCCCGCUCUGCAUAUUUUAGGGGAUAUUCACACACAGCUCUCUGCUUUUUUCACCCCCUCCCUGAUCUGCAUUUUUCCACGGUCAAAUCAUCAAAUUCUCAAGGAACUUAUUCAGAUGAGAAACAAAACGGAUGAAGCAGAUGCCAGACAGCACACUGAUGAGGACAUACCAAGCAGGAGGAAAGAACUGUGCCAUGGCAUUUAGUAUGGCUGUUAGCAAAAUGUAGCAGGGAAUGCAUUUAAUCUAUACAAAUUAAGUUUUAAAAACCCAACAACAACCAGGAAUAUGAAUUUGUCUUGAUCCAGUUACUGAAAAAUGACUCCCUAAAGGCUGUUCACUUGGCACAGGAGGGGGGGGGGCGAAUUGUCUUUUUCAGGCAUCAAAUUACCCAUGUCAGCAGAAUGUCUCUGGGGAGUCCUCCCUAAUAUGGGGGGGGGGCAGUCAAGGAGUAGUUUCUGCACCACCCCAUGAGCUCUUUUCCCCUCUUGGUUAAGCAAGAUGGAAUAUAUUGUUUCCUCUUAGCUGUGUACCAGUGCACACACCUAUAGAUUUAGGAAUCCUUGCCUGGUUUCCGCGCAUCUCCUUCCUUCCUGAUAUCUCCUCUGACCCUGGGGCGGGGGGUAUCGGAUCACAGUGCUCUGUGUGUGUUGCCAGCCUGAAUGCCUCUGGGCAAUGCGGGCUCUCUGGAAUGAGGCGGUUCUCCCAGCACUCACACAGAGAGGUCUUUGUGGCAAGGCAGAAAUGGCUGGGAGGUGAGGUCACACAGUGUUGUCUGUCACAGCACUCUGAUUGUUCAGAACUGGUUGUGGCUGGAGGAGCCCAUUCCUGCAUUUCCCUUAGCCAAUGAGAUUGAUGAGGUGGGUGGUAACAGGGGAGGCAAAAGCAGGAAGUAACACGAGGAGCAUAAUAAAUAAGCACUAUGGAAGAAGCCCUAGCCAACGGAUGUUCUUGGCUCCAUGGGGUCAUAUGUUGACCUUAGCCCACUGCCUCAGCAACAUAAACUGCUGCAGCCACCUUUAAAUAGCUGCUCUGGGACAUACAGCACAUGGCUGGCUUUAGUUCCAGGCUCAGAGCUGGCUGUUAUGAUGUCUAUAGCUAGAUUCUUGGAAGUGUGAUCUAAGGCUCUGGAGGUGGGGGAGCUACUGUAUAAUUCGUGCCUUCCAAUGGAUAUAGGAAGAAGAGAUAGGGAGUCCUUGCAUAGCCCUCACCUGCAAAUCUCAGCUCAUUCAGAAUUUGUCAGAUACACUUCAGUCCAAAGAUUCUGCCCUUUCCUCCUUUGUAUUCCUUGCACUUAUUACUGUUCUCAUUAUUACAAAUUUUAUAUGUAUGGA
Heteronotia binoei (common prickly gecko) is the source of this 4619-nucleotide messenger RNA. RefSeq names its product CDC42 effector protein 1 (gene CDC42EP1). Lineage: Eukaryota; Metazoa; Chordata; Lepidosauria; Squamata; Gekkonidae. The transcript is spliced from 2 exons. The record is from RefSeq and is a predicted model, not a curated record. Bases 649 to 1908 code for a protein of 419 amino acids.